This is a messenger RNA of Halichondria panicea, 1802 nucleotides long. RefSeq names its product glutamate decarboxylase 2-like. Gene Ontology annotation, molecular function: carboxy-lyase activity; pyridoxal phosphate binding. The record is from RefSeq and is a predicted model, not a curated record. Bases 135 to 1634 code for a protein of 499 amino acids. Gene Ontology annotation, cellular component: cytoplasm. The transcript has 10 exons. NCBI's taxonomy places the organism in Eukaryota, Metazoa, Porifera, Demospongiae, Suberitida, Halichondriidae. Gene Ontology annotation, biological process: carboxylic acid metabolic process.
AGCUCUGUAGACUCUGGACUGUAGUUUGGCCACGCCCUCCCUAACUUGAAAAGUAAAUUUAGUACUGCACUGAGCAUGAGUGACAUAAUUAAUUAAUAGAGAAAGGCUGACUGACUGAGUGCAGAAACCCAAGAAUGGCUGCAGAAAGGUCAUUGAAACCAGAUGAAAACCAUGAGAAAUUAUUCGAUGAUGUUUUUGGUUUGAUUAAAAACUACCUUGUCAAGUACCAUGAACGGACUUCUAAGGUUAUUGAUUUCAAACUUCCUAGCGAGCUCAACAAACAGAUUGAUUUCAGAGUAGGGGACAAUGGAGUGGAUGCAAAGGACAUUUUGUCUCUUUGUGAUAAAGUUCUUUCACUUUCUGUGCACACAUGUCAUCCGCAUUUUUACAACACCCUGUUUGGUGAUGCGGAUGAGAUUGGUCUUCUUGGAGCUUUUGUCAGUGCUACGUCCAAUACAAAUGUGUUUACUUAUGAGAUGGCUCCAGUGUACACUUUAAUGGAGAGCCAGGUUUUUACUCAAAUCCGAGAACUGGUGGGCUGGGAUGUAGGAGAUGGAAUCUUUUCACCAGGAGGAUCCAUCUCAAAUUUGUAUGGCCUUCUGCUUGCCAGGUUCAAGCAGUUUCCAGAGUCAAGGAAUGCGGGAAAUUAUGGUCUGCCAAAGAUGGCCUUGUUCUGCUCUAAACAAUCGCAUUACUCCGUGCUCAAGUCAGCAAUCGUUAUGGGAAUAGGCUUAGGGAAUGUCACGCAGAUAAAGUGUGACUUAAACGGAAGGAUGAUUGCAAGUGAAUUGGACUCGGAAUUGGCCAAAGCAGUAUCUAGUGGUAUUGUUCCUGUAGCAGUUGUUGCAACUGCUGGCACUACAGUUCUUGGGUCCAUUGACCCCCUGGAUCAAGUUGCUGAUGUGUGUGAGAAGCACAAGGUUUGGCUACAUGUUGAUGCUGCAGUGGGAGGGGCAUUGCUAUUCUCACGAAAACAUAGGCAAAGUCUAGCAGGAAUCGAGAGGGCAGAUUCGAUGACGUGGAAUCCUCACAAGUCUAUGGGUGCUCCUCUUCAGUGCUCUUGUUUCGUCACAAAACACCAACACAUGCUAGCGGAAUGUAACUCUACUGAAGCCGGCUACCUGUUUCAGAAGGAUAAGAAAAGUUACGACAGCUCUUUGGAUACUGGAGACAAGAGCAUUCAGUGUGGACGUCUUGCCGACGUGUUCAAGCUUUGGCUCAUGUGGAAGCAUGAGGGGAUGUUGGGUUUGGAAAAGAGAAUAGACUGGUGCAUGGAUCUUAGGGACUAUUUCAAGGACAAAAUACAAGCAAGGAGGCCAAGGUUCCGACUGCUUGUUCAGGAGCCUGACCUCACCAAUGUGUGCUUUUGGUAUGUCCCCCCUUGCUUGGAUGACCUUGCAGUACCAGGACCGACUGAUUUCCGUAUAGUUUCCUCAGAAAGGCUGAAUAAAGUUGCUCCCAUCAUCAAAGCUCGUAUGGUAGCCAAGGGCAACAUGAUGAUGGCCUACCAACCACUGCCAGGGGGUGUGCCUAAUUGUCUCCGAAUGGUGAUCAUCAAUCCAAUGUCCACCAAAAAAGAUAUGGACUUUGUGCUUGAUGAAAUAGAAGCACUGGGGCAUGACAUUGCUGUGUGAGCAUUGCCAAUUUCCAUAAUAAUUUUCAUAAAAAUAUUUAGGCCUAAUUUUUUGCUUUUUUUCGUACUUUGUUUUCAGGUGUAUACAUGUAUAUAAUUAUAUAUAGAUAUCUCCAUUACCAUGUUGUUAUACAUAAUAAUUAUGAUCUCUGUGUGGGAAAGCACCAAA